This is a messenger RNA of Schistocerca americana (American grasshopper), 1436 nucleotides long. Its product is annotated as ankyrin-1-like. Bases 11 to 1207 code for a protein of 398 amino acids. Gene Ontology annotation, cellular component: cytoplasm. Gene Ontology annotation, biological process: regulation of proteolysis; proteasome-mediated ubiquitin-dependent protein catabolic process. Lineage: Eukaryota; Metazoa; Arthropoda; Insecta; Orthoptera; Acrididae. The record is from RefSeq and is a predicted model, not a curated record. Gene Ontology annotation, molecular function: ubiquitin protein ligase binding. The transcript has 3 exons.
UUCAUCUAACAUGGCAGCAGUUAAAGAGGUUCAAGAGACCACCGCCGUGCGCCUGGGCGCCCUUCUGGACGCUGGUGAUGGCGCCACGGUAACGCUGGUGGCUGGGGAGACGCGGCUGGUGGCACACAGGGCCGUACUGGUCUCCAGGAGCCCCGUGUUCCAGGCAAUGUUCCAGUAUGACACGCUGGAGGCCAGCAGCGGGCAGGUCAUCAUCACAGACGUGGAGGGCGAGGUGAUGAGGGAGCUGCUGGACUACAUGUACACCCUCCAGGCUCCCCAGCUGUCCGCCAUGACUCCGCAGAUGCUGGCGGCAGCUGAUAAGUACGGCUUGUUGGCCCUGAAGACUGUCUGUGAGCAGCAGGUGUCCGCUCAGCUGACCAUUGACAACGCGGCAGCUGCAGCUGUGCUGGCAGUGAGGCACUCGUGCCCAGGCCUUACUGCGGCCGCCAUCGCCUUCAUAAAGGCCCACAACUGUCAGGUGAUGGCCACCCAGGGCUGGGCGGAUGCGAUGCAGAACCAUCUCGAAGAUGUGAUAGAAGUGACUAGACUGCUUGCUGAUCCACCAGCAGAAACGACUGCGCCAAUCAGUACAGGUGGCAGGUCCACACCUGGAACUCACCACCAGCCCCACAGUGACCACGGCUGGACUCUUGCCUCAGCUGCACCGGCCAUAGCUGCCCACAACACAGACCCGUUUUUCCACAUCAUCGUUGCUCUCUUGCGGAGACUUCCUAUACAAGACAGACUCGAUAUGCUGACCUGGGCAGUUAUGUAUGGGAGAGUGGAGGACCUGAGAGCUCUGGCAGCAGCUGGAGUAGUGGAGGAGCAGAUUCGUGGUCUCGUGUUGGGACAGACUGCACUGCACACGGCAGCAAGCGGGGGACAUGUGGAGGCGGUGAGAAGUCUGCUAGACGCCAGAGCGCCGGUGGACUUCCAGGAUGUUGACUACCAAACGCCUCUGCACCUUGCUGCAAGGAAUGGCCACACAGCUGUGGUGCAGCUGCUGCUGACAUCUGCAGAUUGCAACGCCACAAAGAGUGGUGUGGAUACGCCGCUGCACCUUGCAGUACGUGAGGGCCAUGCCGACGUGGCGGCUGUACUUCUCCAGGCUGGAGCUGACAGGGGAGCGAGGAAUGAGGCGGGCAGCACCCCUUUGGACCUCGCCAGGCAGGCAAACAACCAGCAGCUGAUAGACAUGUUAACAUAAAGCUGGCAGUCUUGUCUACAUCUGUAGAGGAAAGCAACACUUCAACUCAAAAUUUUUUGGGUUUUGAAAAUAAAGAAUACAGAAAGCUAAUGCUACCACCAUUCACCUGCCCUGCCAUCACCAUAUUGUUGAGGAAGAUCAAGCAAAGUGACCAGAGAGUGACAACUGGCUAUUGCAAAUUUUUUGCCUGAACAGUGCUGCUACGUGCUGAGAAGUGGUCAGACCGGUU